Molecule: messenger RNA, 2631 nt
Organism: Capsicum annuum
Lineage: Eukaryota; Viridiplantae; Streptophyta; Magnoliopsida; Solanales; Solanaceae
Product: putative late blight resistance protein homolog R1A-10
Exons: 3
Coding region: 1-2631 (876 amino acids)
Biological process (GO): defense response to other organism
Molecular function (GO): ADP binding
Source: RefSeq, a predicted model, not a curated record
AUGGCUAAGCACUUUCUCCUGCUGUUACUAAUAGCAUUAGUAAGUUUCUGCUGUGUUGUAUUAGCUUUUGAGCCAAGUCCAAUGCAAGAUUUCUGUGUGGCGGAUCCUGCUAGCCCAGGUAUUGCAAAUCAAUUUGAUCCUGAAAAAAUCAAAUCUUUCGAGGAAAUAAUAAUAUCUGCUGCUAAUGAUGCAGAAGAUUUUAUUGAGAUGUGCUGGACAUGUGAAAAUGCAUCUGAAAGUUCACUAAACAAGAAUUUGCGACCGGUUGUUGAAAGAAUAAAUAUAAUAGAGAAUGAAGUGAUGGAGAUUGUUUCUGAUUUUAGCACAAGUAGUCAUGACAUGGAUGAUCAUCAAGCUCUUGAAUCUGUGGGGGAUUUCUUGAUUGACAGUACUUCUUCUAGAAGUAACUGGAUGCUGCAACAUUUGGAAGGUGAUAUCGUGCAAGGACUUGAUGGGGAUUUGGAGAUUAUAGUUAGAAUAUUGAAAGAGCCGUUGUCCUAUCUAGACAUUGUCACAAUAUCAGGCAUGGGUGGCAUCGGCAAAACAACACUUGCUAGAAAAGCUCAUGAUCAUCUGAAAAUCAGGUAUCAUUUUGACAUUCGUGUUUGGGUUACAAUAUCUCAAGUACAUGGAAGUAGAAAUUUGUCGUUAGAAGCUUUACAUUGCCUUUCCAAGAAAACAAAUAUUGAGAUAGAAAAAGAUUAUGAAAAGAAGGACGACAAUGAAUUAGCCGACCUGGUGCAGAAAACACUAAAGGUUCGGAGAUACCUUGUUGUAGUUAAUGAUAUUUGGAGUACGGAUGUUUGGGAUAGCAUAAGAGCAAUAUUUCCUAAUUGCAAUAAUAGGAGUCGAAUCUUAUUGACCACUAGAGAAACAAAGGUUGCAAUAUAUGCAAAUCCUGAUAGCCGUCAUGAGAUGAACCCCUUGAAUUUAGAAAACAGUUGGAAGUUACUUCGUGAUAAAGUGUUUGGACCAGAAUAUGAUCAUCCUCCUGAGUUGGAAGAAAUUGGACAGCAAAUAGCGGAAAAAUGCCUAGGACUAUCCUUGACAAUUUCAGUGAUUGCGAGACAUCUCUCUAAAGUGGCCAGGGCAUUAGAAAGUUGGAUGGAUGUUUCCCGAACCAUGGGUGAAAUCAUUGCUAAUCAUCCAGAUAAAUGCUUAGGAGUGCUCAGUUUGAGUUACCACAACUUGCCUAAUCACCUCAAACCGUGCUUUCUUUCUAUGGGUAGUUUCCUGGAGGAUUAUCAGGUUGAGACUUGGGGAUUGAUUCAAUUAUGGAUCGCUGAAGGUUUUAUAAGGAGGCCUGAAAGUGAUAAAAGCUUGGAGGAAGUGGCAGAAGAUUAUUUGGAGGAUCUUAUCAGCAGGAACUUGAUAAUCGUUAACAAAAGGAGGUUCAGCAGUGAGAUAAAAGUAUGUGGAAUGCAUGAUCUUGGUGUUACAGAUCUACUGCGUGAAUUCUGUUUGAUUGAAGUUGAAAUGACAAAGUUUAUGCAUGUUGAGAGAAAUGGUGUAGUCCUAACUCUUUCAACACAAAAGUACAAUGGUCAUCGCUUCAGUUUCCAGAUUAACGGUUAUUCAGAUGAUAGGCGUUUCAAGUUAUUACCCUCGGUUGCCAGGUCUAUCUACUUAUUUUCUAAAACUCAUAAUUUUUUAAGUCUUGAAGUUUUCUCCAGUUUCCACCUUCUCAGGGUAUUGGCCAUUUUCGAUGAAAAUGGAAGGUACCAUUCUAUUCCACCUGUAAUUACAAAGUUAUUUCAUCUGAGAUAUCUACAAGUUCGAUCUCAUGCAGAUCUUCCUGCAUCAAUCUCGGAGCUUCAGAAUCUGCAAACUCUAAUUUAUGAGAGAUGUUAUAAUCAUACAACUUUACCAGAGAAGAUAUGGACGAUGAAGAACUUGAGGCAUAUGCAUAUAAGGCAUGUCUGUUAUUUACCGAGUCCUAGAAGAAAAAGUAUCUUAAAUAAGCAUCUUGUGACAGGGAUGCCAAAUUUGGUGGAACUUUCUAAUCUCUAUUUCACUAAUUGUACAAAUGAAAUCCUUUCUAGCAUUCCCAAUCUAAAAAGAUUGAUCGUCCAUUAUAAUGACUUUCGUAAAAAGAGUUCGGUCAAUCGCCCCAUUGAUAUGUCCAGCUUGACAAAACUCGAAGCAUUGAAGUGUGUUAGUAAUGCCUUUUUGUCUUGGACACCUCCGAUCUCCAUCAAGAAGUCUUUCUUCCCAGCAUCACUUAAGAGGUUGACUUUCUCUGGCUGGUUUGGUUUUCCUUGGGAAGAUAUUUCAACUCUUGUCAAGUUGCCAAAUCUCGAAGAGCUCAAACUUAAAGAUCGUGCAGCUAUUGGUGAUGUAUGGAGAUUGCGUGAUGAUGACAUAUUCGAAAGCCUAAAGUUGUUGUUAUUUCGCAGAGUACUUCUUGUGAAUUGGCUAGUGAGCUGUGAGAACUUCCCAAGUCUAAAACGCCUUGUUCUGAAGAAAUGCGACAACCUUAAGGAAAUUCCAAUAGAUUUUGGAGAAAUUUUUAGUUUGGAGUCGAUUGAAUUACAUAAUUGCAGCACUUCGGCUGAGGAUUCUGCAAGAAAGAUUGAACAAGAACAAGAGGACAUGGGAAACAAUUGCCUGAAGGUCUACAUCCAUACAUAA